AUGCCCACCACCACCAUAGUCUCCUUCUUGCCCUUUCUCUUCUUCUUCUUCUUCUUCUUGAUAGUGCCCUCAUCUCCCUCUCCGGCGCGUCACAGCCGGAGAACUCUCCACCAGCCCCUGUUCCCCUUCCUCUCUGAGCCCCCAACUCAGGCUCCUCUCUCCUCCCUCCCCAGGUACCCUUCUUCCACAAACCCCCUCCCCUUCUUCCCCGCCUUCCCCUCACCUCCGCCGCCACCGCCGCCACCGCCGCUGCCUCCUUCUCCUCCGGCCACCUCCGUCCCCAUCUUCCCCAGCAAUGAGGUCCCUCUCAUCUUCCCCUCUCCCCACUCGGCGAGUGGCCACCGCUUCCUCUCCAAGACGCUCAUCCUCGCCAUCGCCGUACCCGUCUUCACCAUAGCCCUCCUCGGGGUCUCCUGCGCUCUCUUCAGCCGCCUCCGCCGCCGGCGCCUGGAAGGAAAGCCCUCCACGACGGAGAGCCACCGCCUGUUCCUGGCCAGCGCCGCCGCCUCGGAGGCUGCGAAGGCCACCGGCAGCUCCGUCGCCGGCAGCUCCGACUUCUUCUACCUCGCUGCGGCGAGAGGCGGUGGGGAUGGCGUCGCCGCUCCUCUGCCGCUGAGCUCGCCGGAGCUCCGCCCCCUCCCUCCUCUCCCCCACCGUCUCCGGCAGGGCCACGGCCAUACCGAAAUAGCUCCCCCCUCGGAGGCGGAGGAGGAAGAGUUCUACUCUCCUCGAGCUUCAUCGGCGGACAAGGAGAAGAACCCCGGCGAGUCUGGCUCCCGGAGGAGCUUCCCUUCUGCUUUAAUGGAGAAAUGUGGAUUGCCCAGCUCAGCCCUGAGCAGUCCCUCGUGCCCAUCUUCCUACUCUGCAUCUUCUCCAUCUCCGUCCUCCCCAGAAGGAUCUCUGCUUCCAUCGCCGCCGCCACGAGCUCCCCCUCCACCGCCGCCGCCUCCGCCGCCGCCGGCGCUGAGGCUCAGGGAAAGGAAAGGUUCGAGGAGGCCCGCCGGGGAGCCUCCUGUGCUCACGUCCCCGAGGCCGUCGGGGAUGAUCUCCAUGGCGGCGAUCCACCCCGCCGAGUCCCCGAAGAGCUCCACCGAGGAGGCGGCUCCUCGCCCCAAGCUGAAGCCGCUGCAUUGGGACAAGGUCAAGGCGAGCUCCGACAGGGCGAUGGUGUGGGACCAGCUGAAAACCGGCUCUUUCCAGUAAGUCCCCGCCGGCUGGGGAGCUCCUCCGCCUGCUGCCGCACAGCUGACCGACCGACCCUCCUCCGUGUUCCAGGUUUAAUGAGGAGAUGAUGGAGGCGCUGUUCGCCGGCGCCGCCGCUGGCCGGGCGGCGCCGCCGUUGCCCUCGCCAGGAAGGGAGAGGAGGCUUCUCGAUCCGAAGAAAUCCCAGAACGUCGCUAUCCUGCUGCGGGUGCUGAACCUCACCAAGGAGGAAGUCUGCGGCGCCCUCCUGGAAGGUGGGUCGCUCAAUCCUUCUUCUUCUUCUUCUUAUUCUUCUACACCGGAAAAUUAGGGUUUUGGUCCUGGUUCAGGUGACGCGGAGAGCUUGGGCCCCGAGCUGCUGGAGACCCUUCUGAAGAUGGCGCCCACCGGGGUGGAGGAGGCGCGGCUGAGGGCGCAGGGAGACGACGACCCCUCUUUCAAGCUAGACCCCGCCGAGAGGUUCCUCAAGGCCGUCCUCGACAUCCCCUUCGCCUUCAAGCGCCUUGAGGCCAUGCUCUACACCUCCCGCUUCGACUGUGACGCCGCCACCCUCUGCGAUUCCUUCCAGACCCUCCGCGUAAGCCACAGUGAUAGAGAGAGGGAGAGAGAGAGGGGUCUUCUUCUUUCUUUCUUUCAUUCUUUCUUUCUGUCUUAUUCAGGUGGCCUGCGAGGAGCUGAGGGGGAGCAGGAUGUUCUUGAGGCUGCUAGAGGCGGUGCUGAAGACGGGGAACAGGAUGAACGUAGGAACGAGCCGCGGGGGCGCGAGGGCCUUCAAGCUCGACGCGCUCCUCAAACUCGCCGACGUCAAGGGCGCUGACGGCAGGACCACGCUGCUGCAUUUCGUCGUCCAGGAGAUUGUGCGGGCGGAAGGCGCCCGCCUCGCCGGCGGCAGCGCCGGCGGGGCCGGGAGCCUGAGGGAGGAGUUGCAGUUGCGGAGGGUGGGGCUGCAGGUGGUGGCGGGGCUAGGCGGGGAGCUGAGCAACGUGAAGAGGGCGGCCGCCAUGGACGUGGAGGAGCUGCGCGGCGGCGCGGCCGAGCUCGCCGGCGGUGCCGGGAAGGUUCGGGAGGUGCUUCGGCUGGACGGCGGAGGGAGGUUCCGGGAUGCGAUGGAAGGGUUCUUGAAGAGGGCGGAGGAUGAGAUUACGAGGAUUCGGGCGGAGGAGAGCGCCGCCUUCUUGGCCGUGAAGGCGACGGCGGAGUACUUCCACGGCGAGGAGGCGCACCCGCUGAGGAUCUUCGUGGUGGUGAGGGACUUCCUCGCGGUGCUCGACAGGGUCUGCAAGGAGGUGGGCUCUCCCCGCCUGCCGCCGACCGCCGCCGGCGGUCAUCCUCCGCCGGUGGCGGCGGCGGCGGCGGCGGCGCCGGGAUUCCCUAGGUUUUACCUCGCGGAGGAAGAGCACGGCUCGGGUUCGCCCUAG
Spirodela intermedia is the source of this 2621-nucleotide messenger RNA. NCBI's taxonomy places the organism in Eukaryota, Viridiplantae, Streptophyta, Magnoliopsida, Alismatales, Araceae. The record is from the annotation of a GenBank genome assembly.